GAGGAUGUUCCGAUCUAUCUUUUCAUACGUAUCUCUUCUUUGUGUUGAGGUGGCAGGUGCGCGGACGAUGCUGGCAGACGAGUGUCAGCUGCUAUCGUGACAAUCUCGCGCUGUUGUUGCUGACUGAACAGGCCUCGGCCAAGAAUCUGCGGAAGGGUGGGGCAGGAGGAAUGACAAAGGAAAACGGACUUCCGUCGACACUGGGAGAUGGCAGAUCUGGGCGAUGCCACAGUCAAUGGCAGCGAUGUACCAAGGAACCCCAGCGAUCUGCCCAAGAAGGCGGAGACGGAUAUCACCGCCACCGUCGAUGUCACCCUUGAAUGUCCGAAAGAUGGAUUGCUGUCAGUGGGACUCGUGGAACUCUUAGAUAUAGACGAUCGGCCAGUGUUCAUCCUCGACUUAGCGAGCACCUCGAAAACCAUCCCGAUAUAUUGCAAUCCGAGGUUGCGGGAAGUGCCAUUGUUAGAACUGAAGAUUGGGAAGGGAGUGAUAUCAGGGGGGAAAUCAGAGAGGGACCCCAAAUGUGCCGCGUUUAUCGAAUGGGCUGCUGCAACGACAAGAUUAGGAAGCUUCACAGAAACCAAUUGCUACGGGCUCAGAUGGAAGGCAAAGACAAUAAGGAAGAGGUGGAGAGUGGUGUCUGGAGAAGAAGACGAUUAUGCUGGGGAUGCGGCUGUCCAUCGGCAUCAGUCGGAAUAUCCAAGGCCAGGGAGGUCACAGACGAUGGACAGGGUCGAAAGAAGAGACUGGUCGAAACCCGCAAUCACUUCGAAUGACUCUUUGGAAGCACAGCUUUCUGCAUUCCGACUUCGCCGGGAAGAGGAAAUCCAAGUAUUUCCGUCUCUAGCACCAAGAGCGCAACCAGCACAAAGGCAGGACAGCAUGAAACAUCCAGAGGAUAUUGGCCGGAUCGAUUUCACGAAGCCCAACCCAUCCUUCACCCUCUCCUCCCAUUAUGAAUUUGUUCUCAACUUCGACUGGGGAUCCACCGAACUGGGGCCUAUCAACCAAUGGUCGGCUGAACUGCGCAGAAUGGCCAAUAUUUUGAUGAGCGACCCUCGACCUGCUGCAAUGUAUUACGGCAAGCACAGAACCAUGUUAUAUAACGAACCCUAUGUUGUAGUCAUGGGACAAAAGCAUCCUGGUAUGAUGGGCAAGACAUUCUCCGACGCUUGGGCAGAGGUGGAAGGUGACUUCAGUCCGGCAUUUGAUGCGGCUUACGAGACGGGAACGUCGUACUUGCUUGACGAUGCUCGUUUUUACAUCGAUAGACAGGGUUAUCUCGAGGAAACAUAUUACUCGAUAUCCAUCAUUCCAUUUAGUGUCGGGGAUGGUGAUAUUGGUUUCUACAACCCCGUCUCCGAUUCCACGAGACAAGUCAUAGCAGACAGGCGAAUGGCAUUCUUCCUCCGGCUUGGACAGUACAUCGCAUCGUCGCGGGAGCCGAAAGACUUCUGGCAUCAACUGCUUCUUGCUCUUCAAGGCGACCAUCUCGACCUACCUUUCGCAAUUCUCUACUCUGCCGGUGGAGAUAUCAAUGAAACAUUCUCAGAGUCGUCAGAACUGAGCCAGAACCUUCGGAACUGGACCCUUGAAGGACUAGUCAGAGUUCCAGAAUCUUGCACAAGCAUUCCGAAACGGAUCAACAAUGAACUGGGCAUGGAAGAAUUCCUCCCAAAUUUCUAUGAUUUGGUGAAGCAAGACUCUCCGACUCUGCUCCGAGCAGACGAUGGAACUUUACCGCAGUUUAUUUCAAGAGAUAUCACGGUAAUCAUGGAUGGAAAGCAUCCGUGCAAGUCAGCUAUUUUCCUGCCAAUCCGAUCUACGUCAGACAAUGUUCUCGGUUUUAUGAUUCUUGGUGUAAAUCCUCGGAGACAGUUUGAUGCUGAUUACAAAGUUUUUGUCGAGCUUCUUAGUAGGCAAUUAGCUACUUCGAUGGUGUCUGCACUUCUAUUUGAAGAAGAAAUCCGUCGAGGCCAAAUAGCUGCUGAACAAGCAACACACGACCGCAAUCUUCUGUCCAAAAAGCUCGCUGUACAAACACACGAAGCGCUAGAAGCUGAGACAAGAUUUAGAAGAAUGGCGGACCUCGCGCCAGUAGGGAUGUUCCAUAUUGACCCACAGGGAGUUUUGUUAUAUGGCAACAACGAUUACUACAAGAUGACUGGGCAUCCUCGGAAUGUCUCAUAUCCACUGAGUUGGUACAAUGUCCUCCACGAUUCCGAUCAUCCCAUCAUGGACCGUGAGUGGGCGAAGCUUCUAGGCGGAGAAACAGUAGUGUUCGAGCUUCGAUUGAAACGCCCAUUUGUGGCCGAGGAGAUCGUUCCUGGAGAGAAGGUGGAAGGUUUUUCGUGGAUCAUCGCAGCCGCAUACCCGGAGAGAGCAGAUGAUGGAACGGUUAUCGGUAUCUUGGGUUGCAUCACAGACAUCAGUCGUCAGAAAUGGAUGGAGGGGUUCCAGACCAGGAAGAUGAUGGAAGCCGUCGAACUAAAGAGACAGCAGGAGAACUUCAUCGAUAUGACGUCUCAUGAAAUGAGAAACCCUCUGUCGGCAAUCAUCCAGUGUGGUGACUGGAUCGGAACUUCUCUUUCUGAAUUUGGUGGCGAGAGCCAAAACGUCACCAUCCCAAGGGAGCUUGUGGAUGGCUAUGUGGAUGCAGCACAAACGAUUGUACUUUGUGCUCAACAUCAGAAGCGAAUUAUCGAUGAUAUCCUUACUCUCUCAAAAUUGGACUCCGACCUUCUCUUCGUCACCCCGGUCGAAGUUCAACCUAUAUCAGUAAUCCGGAUCGCACUGAAGAUGUUCGACAGCGAGCUCCAAAAGAGCGACGUGGAGCUUCGGUUCUAUGUUGAUCCUUCAUACUCGAAUUUGGCGGUGGAUUGGGUUAGACUCGACCCCAGUCGAUUUCUUCAAGUGCUAAUCAACUUAACGACGAACGCCAUCAAGUUUACGCAGACCGAGACGAAGAGGAAGAUUAGCAUUAGUAUUGGUGCUUCCAUCGAGCCGCCGCCGGGGAGAAAUGGCAUCGAGUAUCUACCCCGCAGCAGCAACCGCAAAGACCUCACAUUAGGCACCGCCUGGGGUACAGGAGAAAUGGUCUACCUGUACGUCGAAGUGGAGGAUACUGGUCGAGGAUUGGAUGAAGACGAGCGAAACCUCCUCUUCAGACGCUUCUCUCAGGCAUCACCACGAACCCACGUCCAAUAUGGAGGCUCGGGUCUUGGACUUUUUAUCUCUCGAGAGCUGACAGAGUUGCAAGGCGGCCAAAUUGGAGUCGCAUCCAAAGCUGGCGUUGGCAGCACUUUCGCAUUCUAUCUCCGAGCACGGCGGUGCAAUCCUCCAGAAGACCGCAGUCGAAUGACUUCCCAGUCAGUCGACAUGAGAGCGCAAUACAAGAUUAUCAGUCCUGUGGCACUGGCACGACUUCAAACUGGAUCCACGCUACCAACACCUCGGGAGAAAGCUACGCAACCCGUGGCACCGAAGCAUGUCUUGAUAGUCGAAGACAACAUCGUCAACCAAAAGGUCCUUUCGAAACAGCUGCGCAGCGCUGGCUGCACAGUGCACGUUGCUAACCACGGCGGCGAAGCACUCUCUUUCCUCUCGAAAACCCGCUUCUGGGCCGGAAACGAAAACAGCGGCCUCCUUCUGCACAUCAUACUCAUGGAUCUCGAAAUGCCAGUAAUGAACGGGUUGACAUGCGUAAAGAGGAUUCGAGAAUUACAAAAGGAAGGGGUGAUCACGAGACAUGUUCCGGUUAUUGCUGUUACGGCCAAUGCGAGGAGCGAGCAGAUUGCUACAGCCAAGGAGUCGGGUAUGGAUAGUGUUGUUACAAAACCGUUUAGGAUUCCGGAGCUUUUGCCGGAGAUGGAGAGGCAGGUUCGAAGAGGGGAGGGGAGACCAGUUGAGUUGGAGAGGUCAAGCUUUGCUCCGGAUUAGCUUGGGAGUGGAAAGUGGGGAGUUGUGCAUAUUUUCGGCAGAGCUUUGUAAUAAAAUGCAUCUUUGAGCUUGGCGUUUAUGGGAGAGAACCAGGAGGUCUGCAGCAUUUUCGGUAUGGACUUGGAUAGCCUGUGGCGUUAGCUUACUAGCGGAAGCAUGGUCGAGGGCUGGCAUUAGAUGGAUACUCUAGAUACCUCAAUACCACCUUUACAACCCUCUCUCCCUCCCUCCUUUUCACGCCUUCCUCUCC
Hyaloscypha bicolor E is the source of this 4189-nucleotide messenger RNA. RefSeq lists its product as uncharacterized. Gene Ontology annotation, biological process: phosphorelay signal transduction system; phosphorylation. Gene Ontology annotation, molecular function: phosphorelay sensor kinase activity. Bases 208 to 3939 code for a protein of 1243 amino acids. NCBI's taxonomy places the organism in Eukaryota, Fungi, Ascomycota, Leotiomycetes, Helotiales, Hyaloscyphaceae. The record is from RefSeq and is a predicted model, not a curated record. The transcript has 6 exons.